CAUAAGAAAGGGCUGAUGGACAGUCCCACCCACCAGGUCAUCUGCCCAUCUGUUGCCAUGACCACAGAUGAAGUGGAAAGUCACCAGAAAAAGCCAAAAGAGCAGCAGGAAGAAGCUGGCCAAGAUCCUCAGCUGCAUUCUCAUGAGGAUGACAACCUCCAGCCUCAAAAUCAAAAUUCUACCAGCCGUGGUCUCUCUCGCCUCUUCUCUUCCCUCCUUAAACGGCGUUCACAGUAUGACAGUGAGGGGGGACAGAGAGAGGAUGAGGAAGAUGAAGCUAAAGCUCCUAUUGCUGAUCCUGAACCUGAAUUGAAAAUAGAGGGAGAGGUUGCCUUAGACCAACAUUCAGUCAGCAGUGCAGAAGUUCAGGCUCUUCAGGCAGAAAAGAAAGAUGCAGCUGAGGACAUGACUGGAAAGGUGAAGGAGAAGAAUGACCAAAAGGGAGAGGCAGUGGUUCUGGACAAGGAGGAUGACAAAGAAAAGGAAUUUGGUUCUGAAAGAAGGGGUAAGGAAGAUAAGGAGAAGACAACAGAGGAGGAGGCCAAGACUCCCAGAGCUCCACGCCGACCAAAGACACUGCAGAUCAAAGUCACACUGCUGGAUGACGCUCUGUUUGAGUGCGAGUUGGAUAAACAUGUCAAAGGCCAGGAGCUGUUCACGAAAGUCUGUGAUCACCUUAACCUUCUGGAAAAAGACUAUUAUGGCCUGGCCAUCUGGGAGACCCCCACUAUGAAGACUUGGAUGGAUUUGACCAAAGAGAUUCGUAGGCAGGUGCAAGGAGCCAAUUAUAAUUUCACUUUUAAUGUGAAAUUUUACCCACCGGAUCCAGCCCAGCUGUCAGAGGACAUAACAAGGUACUACCUGUGUCUACAGCUGCGGAAAGAUAUUCUACAGGGACGUCUUCCUUGCUCAUUUGUUACCCUGGCUCUGCUAGGUUCCUAUGCCUUGCAAUCAGAGCUGGGUGAGUAUGACCCUGAGGUGCACGGCAAUGAUUAUGCUAAGGAGAUGAAAAUGGCCUCAGGUCAGACAAAGGAGCUGGAGGACAAAAUGAUGGAGCUGCAUCAUACAUAUAGGAUAAUGUGUCCAGCUCAGGCAGACCUGAUGUUUUUGGAGAAUGCCAAAAAACUCUCCAUGUAUGGGGUGGACCUUCACCAGGCUAAGGACCUGGAUGGUGUUGACAUCAUGCUGGGAGUUUGCUCAAGUGGCCUGAUGGUUUACAAAGACAAACUGAGAAUCAACCGUUUCCCAUGGCCGAAAGUCCUUAAGGUGUCCUACAAGCACAGCAGCUUCUUUAUCAAAAUACGACCAUCUGAGACAGAACAGUAUGAGAGUGCAAUUGGUUUCAAACUUCCCAAUUACAAGGCCGCCAAGAAGCUGUGGAAAGUAUGUGUUGAGCAUCAUACCUUCUUUAGGUUAACUUCCACUGAGAUGGCCACCACCCCUAGAAAGUUCCUGGCACUAGGCUCUAAAUUUCGUUACAGUGGACGGACUCAGGCUCAGACCAAGCAGGCCAGCUCUCUGAUUGACAGACCAGCUCCCAUGUUCCAGCGCUCGUCCAGCAAGAGGAACUCACGCAGUCUGGACGGAGCUAUGGCCACUACACCAGACAACAAAUCUAAUCGUCCGGUCAGUGCCCCUGUUAUGUUACCAGUAUCUCCAGGUGAGGCAAAGUCAUCGCCACUGCUACCCACACUGCCUCGCCAUAGCCAUCUUGAUGGCUCUACACCCAAAAGCCAACGGCAUACAGAUUGGAAGAGGGAGCUAAAGACAGAGUGUAAGCCAGAGCACAGCCCAAAGCCACCGUCUGCUUCAGAGAUGAAGACUGUUGCCAAGAGAGAGCGAAGGAACCCCCCCUCCAUGACCAAUAGAGAGAAAGAAAAAAAGAACCAGCUCUCUGUUCAGGAUAAAAAGAUGGAAAUGGUUCGAGUAAGGAAGAAGAGACCCAAGAGACUUGAGGGAGAAACUAUUUAUAUCAGACAUAGCAAUUUAAUGUUGGAGCUCAACCCAAAAUGGUUUGCAUGCACCAUUUUCCUGUCUGAUUGUCAUGACCUUGAUAAGACCCAAACUGAGAUCAUGCGCCACCAUACUAGUAUCAGUGAGCUCAAGAGAAGUUUUAUGGAGUCAGUACCAGAACCUCGACCCAGUGAGUGGGACAAACGCCUAUCUACCAACUCUCCACUCCGCUCAGUGAGCGUCAAUGGCCAGCUGCAACCAGCGUCUCCAGUUCUAAGGGCCCAAACGGUCACCAUCUCAGAUGUUACCAACUCUCUUAGAGGAACUGUGACUUACAAGGACAUUCCUUUAGUUCACACUGAGACAAAGACCAUCACAUAUGAGUCAGCACAGCCUGUGGAAACCCUAGCAGAGAAGGAUUCAGGAGUGCUGCUGAGUGCCCAGACUAUCACUUCUGAGACUAUCAGCACCACCACCACAACCCAGAUCACUAAGACGGUGAAAGGAGGAAUUUCUGAGACUCGAAUUGAGAAGAGAAUUGUCAUCACUGGAGACACAGCAAUUGAUCAUGACAAGGCUUUGGCUCAGGCUAUCAAAGAGGCAAAGGAGCAGCACCCAGAUAUGUCUGUUACCAAAGUUGUUGUACACCAAGAAACAGAGAUAACUCCAGAUUAAGAAGAAUUCUUCUAACUUCACCACAGCUGACUCAGAUGCCCUCCCCUCUUUUCCUUAUGUCUCCAUCACAACAUUUUACCUCAGCAACCAUAGUCAUCACAUCCAGCUGCCCUGCUUUCGGCAUGAUAAACCAGACCUUGUCAGAGGGAAGAGGCCUCAGCGGGAAAAUACAUUUUCCUCCAAGAGUUUGAGUAUUGGUUGAAGGAGACAGCCACUAAAAAGUUCCCAAGUUUGCAGAAUUCCCAACAACACCCUUUCUAUUCCAUUUUCUGCCUUCAGCGCAUAUCCUAAAGUUUUGAAUACAAAUUUAAUUUAAAAAAUUAACUUUUUCAUAGCUAUAAAUAUUUGUGAAUUUGUUCCUCUCCCCUUUUUUGGAGAUUUUAAGAAAAGAAAAAAAACUUUUAAGGGCAUUUGGUCUUUUAAUCUUGAGAAUCCUACUUUAUUUUUCUACAGCUUUUCUUACCAUCGGAAUUGGUUACAAAAAUCUUAAAAGUUAAAAGUUUUUUAACAAAGUUCUGAAACUGCACUGAACAAAGAUUGUGAGAUUCUACAAGUUGGAACUGGAGCAUUCCUCUCAAAGUUUUCAAAUUGGUUGAUACUUUCUGUACAGUAAAUACUUUAUUUUCCCUCUCAAUGUGAAAAGAUAUUUUUUCAUUUUAUGUACAAAAAGAUUGAUUUAUCAAAGCAGGGCAUUGAAUUUGCUGGUGGAAUUACUUAUUUCCCCCAUUUGAAAUUUGGUUUCAACAUCUUUUGACUGUUUCAGUUGUUGUAGUGCUUGUGACACGCAAAGGGUGUGGGGAUCAUUAAGAUCAUAUUGUAUUGAAACUACCUUCUUUUAUUUAAUACCAUUAUUGUAUUUUUAGUGUGUUUUAUAGUUCAGAUUUAGAUUCCAAACAGUGUUUGAUUCUAUAGAUCAUUCCUAGCUGUCAAAUACACUUAUUUCCCUUUUUAUUGAGCAGUGUAUAAUUUCAGUAUUUCUGAAUUUCAUUCACAUUUGCACUUCUAAAUGGACAGUGUACACUUUUUUUUGUAGUAAUGGCUCUAUCAAAAUAAAGCGAAAAGUUCAGAAACUGACAUACAUCAUUAUUAGUGCUCAAAACUGAAUUGCUGAUCGACUUGUCUCCAAUGUCUUUGACCAUUGUUUAUCCUUUUCAACAGGUUUUUUUUCAGCAGUUUGUUUACUAUCUAUUAUAAGCACACAGUUUUCUCAAAAUGUUUCCACAAAGUUUUGUUGGCAGAGGUGUGUAAAGAUCAAUAAUGUCCACAGAAAAAGGAAAUGGGUGAUUACAGUAAAAUGAGUUAGAACAAACCCUAACAAGUAGUUUGAAAAGUAACAAACCAGCAAAACUUUGAAAUCCAGGUCAGUUUUUAUCACAACCAUUUUUACAGGAGCUAAGACUAAAAGCAUACCUGCAUUUUUCUGAGUGUUACAUUAAUUGUACAGCAACACAUAAAACUGUUAGUUUAAUUUGGGGUACCAGAAUGAGCCUCUUAAUUUUGCACUGCCCGGUCAGAUUAGACAUAUGUUGUUAUUGGUAUGACUUGUGAUUUUGUCCACAUGAUGCUUUAUUUCUUUACUCCAUUUAGUAUUGCAUGUUACAGUUACUUCACUUAGCUGUACACUUCUUUGUCUUAUGGACAUUUUAAUAUUUUCUUUACUGUGAACCCACACUUCAACAUCAGAUGAAAACUUGUAAAGAGCACCACGCAUAAAAUAAAGAACUUUGUAGGUACAAUCAA
Molecule: messenger RNA, 4368 nt
Organism: Poecilia reticulata (guppy)
Lineage: Eukaryota; Metazoa; Chordata; Actinopteri; Cyprinodontiformes; Poeciliidae
Gene: epb41a
Product: erythrocyte membrane protein band 4.1a
Biological process (GO): cortical actin cytoskeleton organization; actomyosin structure organization
Cellular component (GO): cytoskeleton; plasma membrane
Molecular function (GO): structural molecule activity; actin binding
Source: RefSeq, a predicted model, not a curated record